Messenger RNA from Plasmopara halstedii, 627 nucleotides. RefSeq lists its product as uncharacterized. NCBI's taxonomy places the organism in Eukaryota, Oomycota, Peronosporomycetes, Peronosporales, Peronosporaceae. The coding region runs from base 1 to 627 and encodes 208 amino acids. The transcript has a single exon. The record is from RefSeq and is a predicted model, not a curated record.
AUGGCUAUUAAUGAUGGACGCGUGAUCGAAAAGCAGCGACGUCCACGGGGAUUGUCGGAGGGAAGCAAUGUGGAUUGGGAGUCGAGACAAUCAAAUCGUAAGAUUUCGACAGAUAGUGGUUGCUCCCUUCCCGGCGUAACAGGUUUGACGCUGCUAAGGAACAUUGCCACGACGUCAUACACGUUUGUAGCGAGUAAGUAUCAUCAGGGCCAGCCCGUUAUUACCAAAUUUGGCGCUGGACACAUUGUCUCCGUGGAUCCACAGCAAGGAUCGGCUCGAAUUCAGCUUGGAUGGGGAGCGGUUGCUUUCGUUAAUGCCGAUAUGAUCGAUUAUUAUCCUAAAGCUCUGGAGGGCACCGAUGUGCAGACUAAAUUUGGUUCCGGAGUCGUCAUUGGAUUGCGACCAGCUGACGCUAUUUAUACAGUGCGUCUGCACGACCCUCAACCCGCCGGAAAGUCUGAUGUGGUAUUUGUUCACGAGUCCGACUUACACCGGAGCCGAAGAAUCGCUGUUACGGCUGCAAAUAUGCGUGAUAAAAUCAAGUCAAUGGCGCAUCGGCGAUUUGGGGAACGUAUUGUUGUGGCCCACCAACAGCAUGACGAAGAGCCAAAUUCCGCAGGAAUCUAA